GCAGCUCCGGGGUGGGGUUUGCGUCGUCGCGGGAGAGGCAGACAAGUCCCGUUAGCAGGAAGCGCGGAGCCCGCAGCAGCCGGAGCGGAGGAGCCGAGAGCGUAGUGCCCAGCCCGCCGCGAAGAUGCCGAAGACGAUCAGUGUGCGAGUUACCACCAUGGAUGCUGAGCUGGAGUUUGCCAUCCAGCCCAACACCACAGGGAAGCAGCUCUUUGAUCAGGUUGUGAAGACAAUUGGGCUGAGAGAGGUCUGGUUUUUUGGACUUCAGUACCAGGACACCAAGGGCUUCUCUACAUGGCUGAAACUCAAUAAAAAGGUGACUGCACAGGAUGUGCGCAAGGAAAGCCCACUGCUCUUCAAGUUCCGUGCCAAGUUCUACCCAGAGGAUGUGUCAGAGGAGCUGAUUCAGGACAUCACGCAGCGCCUCUUUUUCCUCCAGGUGAAGGAGGGCAUCUUGAAUGAUGAUAUCUAUUGCCCUCCAGAGACUGCUGUCCUUCUGGCUUCCUAUGCUGUCCAGUCUAAACAUGGAGACUUCAACAAGGAGCUGCACAAGCCUGGCUAUCUUGCUGGAGACAAGCUGCUCCCUCAAAGAGUUCUGGAGCAGCACAAACUCAAUAAAGACCAAUGGGAGGAGAGGAUCCAGGUGUGGCAUGAGGAACAUCGGGGAAUGCUCAGGGAAGAUGCCAUCUUGGAGUACCUGAAAAUUGCACAGGAUCUGGAAAUGUACGGCGUGAACUACUUCAGCAUUAAGAAUAAGAAGGGAUCUGAACUCUGGCUAGGUGUUGAUGCUCUUGGACUCAACAUUUAUGAGCAGAAUGACAGGCUAACACCAAAAAUUGGAUUCCCUUGGAGUGAGAUCAGGAAUAUUUCAUUCAACGAUAAGAAGUUUGUUAUCAAGCCCAUUGACAAGAAAGCACCAGACUUUGUAUUUUAUGCCCCACGAUUACGGAUUAACAAGCGAAUCCUGGCACUGUGCAUGGGGAACCAUGAGCUGUAUAUGCGCAGACGUAAACCAGACACCAUUGAGGUGCAGCAGAUGAAGGCACAGGCUCGGGAAGAGAAGCAUCAGAAACAGAUGGAGAGAGCUCUGCUGGAGAAUGAGAAGAAAAAGAGGGAACUGGCGGAAAAGGAGAAAGAGAAGAUUGAGCGUGAGAAGGAAGAGCUGAUGGAACGACUCAGACAAAUUGAGGAGCAAACCAAGAAAGCUCAACUAGAAUUGGAAGAACAGACCCGCAGGGCACUGGAGCUAGAGCAGGAAAGGAAACGAGCCCAGGAAGAAGCAGAGAAGCUGGCUAAGGAACGCAAAGAGGCAGAGGAGGCAAAGGAAGCCCUGCUGAAAGCAUCCCAUGAUCAGAAAAAGACCCAGGAGCAGCUGGCAGCUGAGAUGUCAGAACUCACAUCCAGAAUCUCACAGCUGGAAAUGGCCAGGCAGAAGAAGGAGAGUGAAGCCUUGGAGUGGCAACAGAAGGCUCAGACAGUGCAGGAAGACCUAGAGAAGACCAAAGAGGAACUGAAGACUGCCAUGAGUACUCCUCAUGUCACCGAACCCAUGCAGUCUGAGAAUGAGCAUGAUGAUGAACAGGAUGAGAACGCUGCAGAGGCCAGUGCUGAACUGAAGGCAGAUGCCACCAUCAAGGACCGCAGCGAGGAGGAUCGCACCACUGAGGCAGAGAAGAACGAACGGGUUCAGAAACACUUGAAGGCUCUUACCUCAGAGCUGGCAAAUGCCCGGGAUGAAACCAAGAAGACAGCCAAUGACAUGAUCCAUGCUGAGAACAUGCGGCAGGGCCGUGACAAGUACAAGACCCUCCGCCAGAUCCGGCAGGGCAAUACUAAGCAGCGCAUUGAUGAGUUUGAGUCCAUGUAAACUCUCUUGCACCUGCUGUCCUCUCUUUUUCUCGUCCUCUCCCAUCAUUCACGUGUAAUCGUGCUGCGCUGGAACCACUACAGAAGAGUGACCAUGGUCUUUAUUUAUCGAGUUUCGUGCAGUCUCUGCAGUUCAGCAACGGAGGAACAAACAAAAUAUCCAUGUUGUCUUAGGCAGGGUGGGGACUCCAAAUCUGAAAUUGUUUUUGCUUAGCUGGGUAAAGUCUCUAUUGCACAUGGCUUUGUACUGUUCACUGAAACAAUUGCAUUGCUCUCUGGGUCCACUGGGAGGAGAUGCAACCAGACACUUCCACUGAGUUACAUAUGGUGAAAGUCAGCAAUCUGACACACAUGCCUUAAAACAGUACUUCAGUAUUAGAAUUGAGUAGCGAGGGGAUAGAUCGUUGCUUUAAUGCAAGUGUUUGGUUUUAAUUGAGUUGGGGGGGUGUUGGGAAAGAAGGUUUGCGUGAAAAGGGGUUGGAAGUAAAGUAUAAAUUUUGUUUGUAAAAGACCAAAGGUUUUUCUGCUCUCCAAAUUUGAGCAAGCCAAACAGAUCAUCUGAACUGUCAGUGUUAAAAUUUCUUGAGGGAUCCAUCAGACUUCUUUUUAGUUAUGAAACUUUUUAGUUUUCUAUUCCUGAGUCCUUUGGAGUGAUCUGGGCGUUUCCAUUCAAGUAACUUGAUUUGGAGCAGUAAAUUCCCUAGUCAGCGAGGAGAGGGGUUCCUCCCCACAGUAAUUCUUGUUCAUUGCCUUUUGUUGUGCCAUUGGCAGGCAAUAGCCGAGACUGUGUUGGAGGGGCUUUAACUUCCACUAGUGACCCCAAACUAGAAUUCUAAAGGAAUAGGCAAAUAUGUGAGGGGGAAGGCGGAGAGAGACUUAAAAAUUAAGUAGUUCUUAACAAAUGAAAAUGUAGCCACCAAAAAUCAUGACUGAGUAUGAUGCAUUUAUUCUUCUCAUGCAGAUAACUUCCAGAAAAGGCCUUUUUACCAUAAAUCAUUGAUGCCUUAUGACUUGUGCACAGAUGCAUAUUGUAGUUUAGGGUUUUAAUAAGGUCUUUAGUUUUUUAAAAUUAGUUUAAACUAGGAAAAAUGACGGGCAGCUGGGGCCCAAAAAUACUCAGUGACCUAAGGCUUUUCAUUUCACAUCUGGUUCAUCUGUUGCAGGUCAGUGCCUUCAUCCCUUCCUGCCAUCUCUUCUGGUUGGCAAGAGAAGAUACCUUGCUAGCUGUCUGUCCUAAGUGGAAUCCUCUUUUCCUAUUGCCAACUUAAUUGUCCCAUGAUAGCAGCACACUUAAUUUCUAACUCAAAUCUGUCCUCCCCUUGGAAUGAUAUUGUGUCCUUUUUGUCUGUGGCCCUGAGAACAGAAGUUUCUGCCCCUAAUGAUGAGGUGACUUGGUCCUGAGCUAGCUGUUACUGUUUUACUGUCACUUGUUGGACAGGACAACAAAUGAGUCAUCCAAAUGGACUUGUUAUGCAUUCCUGUCUCUUAUAGGGAAGAUUCAGUGUACACUUGGCAGGAAAGAACCAUGUAUGUUCAGGGUUGACGUGGACAUGGCCUUUAAUUCUUUAUAGAAGGAAAUGAGGGGAAAAUGCUCCAGUUCUAGAAGAGCCUUUUUAAAAUUCAAAUCCAUCUAAGUGGGCUCCCCCUCCCCCCUGCUCUUCACGUCUUAGCUUAGACUGUUGCUACUUAAAUUUGCAGCCUUCAUCCUGGCUGGUAGUGUGUUCUUGUUGCAUAGAUUUUGGAACAUGCUAAGCUUCAGCCCUGUGGGAGCUUCCCACCGCCUUCUCAUCCAUGUAGUAUCACCAUUAGUGUAAGUUUUCAGGUAUUUUCUUUAUACCACCAGUAGAGCUCCUCAAAACUCCUUCUACUAAGGCAAACUAGAAGUGGUCCAGUGGAAUGUUAGUGGUGUGGAGAGAAGAUUGCCAGAAAGUCAGUGUUAAUACAAGCCUGCAGUAUUUCUUCAGGAAUCCUUUGUGCUGCUUGAAAUCACAUCUGUAUGAGUGAUUUUUUAGAGAAGCAAUAUCCGUUUGUUUGCAUGGAGAUCCGUGCAAACACUGACUAAGUGGACCUCUGUUGGUAGCAUAACCUAAUGUAGAUCCUUCCAAAUGUCCAAUACAUGUGUUUUUGAAGCACUUUUGUCCCCAGACACAAUGUGCCUUUAGGAGUGGGGAGAGGGAAACUUUCCAUCAACCAAAAAAAAACCUCAGAAAACACUCCAGUGCUUUGAAAGUUACAAAUAAAAUUGCAGUUAAACUUGUCAGAACUUAUUUGCAUAUUUCUUUACUGAAGAGUUGUUGGCACUGAUUCUGAGUCUCAGUAAUGAGAGAACAGACAACAAUUAGACUUCACUUCUGGUGCUUUAAACCUGGUUCUCAGUAGUUCUGCUCUGUCUGUGACAACUACUGGCUUUUUAAAGUCUUUUUUUAUUGCAUCUUUAACAGCUUCCUUAAUGAGAAGAUGCACAGUGCCUGGAGUAUGUUUGUUCAAAUAAACCUCUUUCUGUUGUGAUGGGUCACAGAACACUGCUGAACUCCUGUGUUAUGUUGACAUGACUUCUGUUUUUGUCACAUUCUAAUUUCAAAUGGUCCGAUAUAGGAAUAGAACAGUUCAUACCAGUGAGUCCACCUAACUCCUUGUGUAGUUGUUUCAGCUGUGCCUUUUCCUACCAGUAUUAUAUUCCAGUGGUAUCUAAUGAUAUUUGAUUUCAGCCUUUCUAGCUAUGCACAAUUAGAAAAUAUUAGUCAUGGGAGGAGGAGAUGUUUAUAGUCCCCUCGCCCUUUGAAAAUGUAUACUGUAUUGUAAAGAGAUGAUAUUUUGCAAGGAAAUUAAUGUAAGAUGCUUUCAGUAUUAUGGUGAGAUUUCUAGACACACUUUUUUAUUUGUUACAAUACAUUGAGCAAAUUUUUUCUCUCCCCCCUCCCCCAGUUUGUUUACUACUUGGAUAUGGAGUAUCCUCUUCAGGGGGUUAUCCUAUGAAGUGUUUGCCUGCCUUUGUUUUUUUGUUGCUGUAAAUUAUGUCUACAUGGUUUUUGACCAAACUUUUUAUUUUGGUUAUGUUAAAACAGCAGUCCCUUGGGGCUUGUGAGAUAACUCAUGGGCCCAUAUGGCUAACCACAAAAAGAAACUUGGUAUCAAAACACUUUAGUUUGGAGGAAUUUGUUAAAGUCCAUGUCCUGUUCUUCCUUCAGUGCCAAUAAAGUUUAGAGAAAUUAAA
Gopherus evgoodei (Goodes thornscrub tortoise) is the source of this 5080-nucleotide messenger RNA. RefSeq names its product moesin (gene MSN). Gene Ontology annotation, biological process: regulation of organelle assembly; positive regulation of early endosome to late endosome transport; positive regulation of protein localization to early endosome. Lineage: Eukaryota; Metazoa; Chordata; Testudines; Testudinidae. The transcript has 13 exons. The record is from RefSeq and is a predicted model, not a curated record. Gene Ontology annotation, cellular component: microvillus; plasma membrane; cytoskeleton. Gene Ontology annotation, molecular function: cell adhesion molecule binding; actin binding. Bases 125 to 1867 code for a protein of 580 amino acids.